AUGGAGAAACACGAGGGGAGGAAGCAGUGCAGCAUUCCUUCCUGCAUGGAGAAACACGAGGGGAGGAAGCAGUGCAACAUUCCUUCCUGCAUGGAGAAACACGAGGGGAGGAAGCAGUGCAGCAUUCCUUCCUGCAUGGAGAAACACGAGGGGAGGAAGCAGUGCAGCAUUCCUUCCUGCAUGGAGAAACACGAGGGGAGGAAGCAGUGCAACAUUCCUUCCUGCAUGGAGAAACACGAGGGGAGGAAGCAGUGCAACAUUCCUUCCUGCAUGGAGAAACACGAGGGGAGGAAGCAGUGCAACAUUCCUUCCUGCAUGGAUAAACACGAGGGGAGGAAGCAGUGCAGCAUUCCUUCCUGCAUGGAGAAACACGAGGGGAGGAAGCAGUGCAACAUUCCUUCCUGCAUGGAGAAACACGAGGGGAGGAAGCAGUGCAACAUUCCUUCCUGCAUGGAGAGACACGAGGGGAGGAAGCAGUGCAACAUUCCUUCCUGCAUGGAGAGACACGAGGGGAGGAAGCAGUGCAACAUUCCUUCCUGCAUGGAGAAACACGAGGGGAGGAAGCAGUGCAACAUUCCUUCCUGCAUGGAUAAACACGAGGGGAGGAAGCAGUGCAACAUUCCUUCCUGCAUGGAGAAACACGAGGGGAGGAAGCAGUGCAACAUUCCUUCCUGCAUGGAGAAACACGAGGGGAGGAAGCAGUGCAACAUUCCUUCCUGCAUGGAGAAACACGAGGGGAGGAAGCAGGCGCCAGACUGUGCUAUGGAGAGACCCUCCACUCUUUGUUAA
This is a messenger RNA of Coregonus clupeaformis (lake whitefish), 789 nucleotides long. RefSeq names its product keratin-associated protein 4-9-like. NCBI's taxonomy places the organism in Eukaryota, Metazoa, Chordata, Actinopteri, Salmoniformes, Salmonidae. The record is from RefSeq and is a predicted model, not a curated record. The transcript has a single exon. Bases 1 to 789 code for a protein of 262 amino acids.